AGUCGGCUGCAUGCCGAAUUUCUGCCACCUGGACUUCGACCCCGCCGGAGUGCCGCACCCCGCGGGCAUCCUGAGCACUGCGGAGGUGCUGAGGUGCCUGGAGGCAGAGUCCAACUGGCACAUGGAGCAGACCACCCUCCAGAGGAGGCUGAGCUUCACGAAGAGCUUCAGGGACCGCUGGGCCCAGCGCAAGCUGGAGAGCGAGGAGCGCUUCGUGGAGCUCCUGCGGGGCAGCGCGGGGCAGGCGACCGACCGGAAGGAUUACCUAUCGCGGGGCGUCCAGAGCUUCGGGGACCGCGAGCUGGGCCCGCAGCGGACGCACACGGGUGCCAGCAUCUACGUCUCCAUGUGGCCGCUGUCUGCGCUGGGCUUCGGAACGAGGGACAGCGGCGUAGAGGAGCGGAACCCUGCUUGUGUCGCUGCUGAGGCCGCGCCGGCCAGCGGAGGCGCGCGUGGUGGUGGGCCUGCUGUCCAGCUUGGAGGGCCGCACGUCCACGGACAAGCUUCAGGACCUCUGCGCGAACCGCUCCUCGCUGCUCGGGGUCGUUCCGGGCUCCGUUGGCCUCGACACUGCCACCGGCGAGAUUUCAGCCUGCCUGAGCGAAGGCCAUGCGGUGGCCGUCGUUCCCGCCCCGGACGGGUGGGAGGGCCCGAUGAAGGACAGCUCGGAGGUGUCCGUGCAGCUGGUCCGGCCGACCGGGCAGGACUGGAAGGUUGUUUUUCACGUUGUUGGGCCAGACAGAAUGCCGUUCAGCUUCGAGCCCGUGAGCAUGGGUGGUCUGCCUCCAAGU
Molecule: messenger RNA, 791 nt
Organism: Prorocentrum cordatum
Lineage: Eukaryota; Dinophyceae; Prorocentrales; Prorocentraceae
Source: the annotation of a GenBank genome assembly